This is a messenger RNA of Annulohypoxylon maeteangense, 2376 nucleotides long. RefSeq names its product Six-hairpin glycosidase-like protein. NCBI's taxonomy places the organism in Eukaryota, Fungi, Ascomycota, Sordariomycetes, Xylariales, Hypoxylaceae. The transcript has 4 exons. Gene Ontology annotation, molecular function: alpha-L-fucosidase activity. Bases 1 to 2376 code for a protein of 791 amino acids. The record is from RefSeq and is a predicted model, not a curated record. Gene Ontology annotation, biological process: carbohydrate metabolic process.
AUGCAGCUCUCAGUUGCGUGGAUUCUUCUGCAAAUUGUGCCCUUAACCUUGAGCCUGGGUACUGAUUAUUCUGGCUCUCAUAGUCUCUGGUACACCACACCCGGGACUGGGUUUACUUCAGGUCUUGCUAUUGGAAAUGGCCGGAUCGGAGCGUUGGUUCUUGGCUCGGCCCCUGAGAGAAUCAUAUUGAAUGAAGCUUCUGUAUGGAGUGGACCUUAUCAAAAUCGAGUUAAUCCAGGUGCCCGAGAUGCUUAUCCAGAAGUUAUUGAUUUACUUAAGUCAGGCCAAAUCACGGCUGGUUCGGAUCUUGCUUUGCAGAAUUUGACUGCGACUCCGACCACUAACCGAGCUUUCAGUGUCACUAAUGAUAUGAAACUCGACUUUGGUCAUUCUAUAAAUCAGACUUCAAACUACGAAAGGUGGCUUGAUACUCUCAAUGGAUGUACAGGCCUUAACUAUAAUUAUCAAAACGUUACCUACAAUCGCGAGGUCGUCGCAGCCUUCCCAUCAGGGGUUAUUGCCAUGAGGCUAAACGCCAGCGUAAAAGCUAGCAUCAAUGUGACAAUUAGUCUACACCGUGCCUAUGGCGUGCUUCGAACUGUAGCUUCACCAACGAAUGGUAUGAUCUUUCAAGAUAUUGGUGGAUCCGACGCUCGAUCUAUUGCAUUUUCGUCUGGUGUGAGAGUGAUAUCAGAUAUCGGCAAAAUUACUUCAGGUGAUGGCCAAUCUCUUACUGUCACUGGUGCAACGACCGUUGAUAUAUUUUAUGAUACCGAGACAGAGUUCCAAUGGGGAACUGAGGAUCGAUACGAAACCUCCGUUCGCGAUAAGUUGAACGACGCGGUAUCAACCGGGUUUGAGGGGCUUAUGUCGCAGUCUACCAGAAGGCACCAAUCGAUGAUGAGUCGCGUAAAUUUAGACCUCGGGAUAAGUAACUCGUCGACAGCCCUGCUGCCUACUGAUCAACGUAUCGCCAACUACGAAGCCGACCCUAACUCCGAUAAGGAGUUCAUGGUCCUCAUGUACAAUUUUGGUCGCCACUUACUUAUCUCAUCAUCAAGUGACACUGGAGGUGCAGGCUUAGGUGUGCCGGCUAACCUUCAAGGCAUUUGGAAUGACAACUAUAGUCCUCCUUGGGGAAGCAAAUACACUGUAAACAUUAAUCUUCAAAUGAACUAUUGGCUCGCUGAAACGACUAAUCUAGGAGAUACUCUUCGUCCACUCUGGGAUCUAAUGAAUCGUAGUCAUCAACGAGGCCGAGAUGUAGCGAAACAAAUGUACGGAUGUCCUGGAUACGUAUCCCACCACAAUUUAGAUCUCUGGGGAGACUCGGCGCCCCACGACAAUGGCACUGAGUAUACGACUUGGGCUAUGAGCACACCCUGGCUGCUUAACCAUAUGGUCGAGCAUUAUCGUUUUACCGGCGACAAAGCUUUCCUGCGGAACCAGGUCUGGCCUCUGCUCGUCGACUCAGUGGCAUUCUAUGAAUGCUAUACUUUUGAUUUCGAAGGCUAUCUUUCUAGCGGGCCUUCUCCUUCUCCCGAGAACGAUUACAUGAUCCCAGACAACAUGUCAAAGAGUGGGUCAAAGGGGUCGAUCGACGUAUCCCCAACUAUGGACAACUCUCUACUAUACGCUCUUUUCUCGAGUUAUAUGGAGGCAGCAUCAGCACUAAACAUCUCCGCUGACGAGGGUGUUAGCACAAUGCGGUCCAGAUUACGGGACUUCCAAAUAGGACAGUAUGGCCAAAUCCAGGAAUGGCGAAAUGACUAUGCCGAAGCAGAGCAAGGACACCGUCACCUCUCCAACCUUUGGGAUCUAUUUCCCGGUCCUCGCAUCAGUCCGCUUACCAAUAGAACCCUUUCCGAUGCCGCUAGAAUUUCUUUAGACCGCCGAAACAAUGGCACGAGCACUAGGACAGGAUGGUCGCGUGCCUGGAUGACCGCCUGUCUUGCCAGGCUUCUUGAUGGUGAAGCCGCUAUCAACGAGGCGCAAGCUCUUCUCCAAAACCAUCUCCUACCGAAUUUAUUCACUCGUAUUUCUGGUGAGACUUUUCAGAUCGAUAGCAACUUUGGAUACGUUGCAGCUCUCACGGAGACUUUAUUGCAGAGUCACCUUGGAUUUGUUCAUUUGUUUCCGGCACCCGCCCCGCAAAUCCAGACGGGCUCAGUCAAUGGGUUAGUUGCUCGCGGGGGAUUUCAAGUUUCGCUUUCAUGGAAGGAUGGAAAAUUCGUUCAUGCUGAGAUUGAGUCACGGCUAGGUGGGAGACUCGCAAUCCGAGUUGCAGAUGGGCUCGCCUUCAAGAUUGAUGGUGAAGCUAUCGAAUAUGUUGAGACCUCAGCUGGCCGGACUUACUGGAUAACCUUGCAAGGUUAA